Molecule: messenger RNA, 1374 nt
Organism: Aspergillus melleus
Lineage: Eukaryota; Fungi; Ascomycota; Eurotiomycetes; Eurotiales; Aspergillaceae
Gene: gel1
Product: 1,3-beta-glucanosyltransferase gel1
Exons: 2
Coding region: 1-1374 (457 amino acids)
Biological process (GO): fungal-type cell wall (1->3)-beta-D-glucan biosynthetic process
Cellular component (GO): cytoplasm; fungal-type cell wall
Molecular function (GO): 1,3-beta-glucanosyltransferase activity
Source: RefSeq, a predicted model, not a curated record
AUGAAGGGCUCCUCUGUUGCGACGGCCCUCGCGCUCGGUGCUUCCACCGCGCUGGCUGCUCCCUCUCUCGAAGCCCGUGACGACGUCACCGCCAUUACCGUGAAGGGCAAUGCCUUCUUCAAGGGUAACGACCGUUUCUACAUGCGCGGUGUCGACUACCAGCCCGGUGGUUCCUCCGACCUGGCCGACCCCAUCGCCGAUGCCGACGGCUGCAAGCGCGACAUCAAGUACUUCAAGGAGCUCGGCUUGAACACCAUCCGUGUCUACUCGGUCGACAACUCCAAAGACCACGACGAGUGUAUGAACGCCCUGGCGGAUGCUGGCAUCUACCUGGUGCUCGACGUCAACACUCCCAAGUACUCCCUGAACCGUGCCCAGCCCAAGGAGUCCUACAACGACGUCUAUCUGCAGUACAUCUUCGCUACCGUCGACAAGUUCGCCAAGUACAAGAACACCUUGGCUUUCUUCUCCGGUAACGAGGUCAUCAACGACGGUCCUUCGUCCAAGGCCGCUCCCUACAUCAAGGCCGUUACUCGUGAUCUGCGCCAAUACAUCCGUAAGCGCAACUACCGUGAGAUCCCCGUCGGAUACUCUGCUGCCGACAUCGAUACCAACCGUCUGCAGAUGGCUCAGUACAUGAACUGCGGUACCGACGACGAGCGCAGUGACUUCUUCGCCUUCAACGACUACUCCUGGUGUGACCCCUCCUCGUUCACCACCUCGGGCUGGGACCAGAAGGUCAAGAACUUCACCGGAUACGGCCUUCCCCUCUUCCUUUCCGAAUACGGCUGCAACACCAACAAGCGCAAGUUCGAGGAGGUCGCCGCCCUCUACGACGAGAAGAUGACCGGCGUCUACUCCGGUGGUCUGGUCUACGAGUACUCCCAGGAAUCUAGCAACUACGGUCUGGUCAAGGUCAGCAGCGACAGCGUCAAGACUCUUGACGACUUCGACGCCCUGAAGUCCGCCUUCGACAAGACCGAGAACCCCUCCGGCAGCGGCGGCUACAACAAGACCGGUGGUGCCAAUCCCUGCCCUGCCAAGGACUCCCCCAACUGGGACGUUGAUGACGAUGACCUUCCCGCCAUCCCCGAGCCCGCCAAGAAGUACAUGACCGAGGGUGCUGGCAAGGGUGACGGCUUCAAGGGCAAGGGUAGCCAGAACGCCGGCACUACCUCCACCGGCACCGCUAAGCCUGGCUCCGGCUCCGCUUCUUCCUCGUACGACUCCAGCUCCGACUCCAGCAGCACCUCUUCUUCCUCCGCCGGUGCCGCCGCCGGUCUGCAGAUCCCCAGCCUGACCCUGGCUCCCGUCGUCGUUGGCCUGGUCACCGUCGCCUCGACGCUGUUCGGCGCUGGCAUGGUUCUUGUCUAA